GGGCCUCCGUUCCCCCGCCCUACGCACACGCCUUCAUUCAGACGCACCGUGGGCGGGGGCGGCUUUGGCGCCCAAUUUGACUCUUCUAACAGUCUCCUCGGCGGGGUCCUAGUUUGGAGCGUUGGGUCCGCGCUGGUAACCGAGAAACUGCCUGGGCCUCCACCACAACCGUCCUCCCCAUUUCCCUAGAAAUUUUGUAUCAGUUGAGGAUUUCCAGAAUUGUAGCAUAUUAAGAUUUAUAUUUCCGUGGUUUUUGAAUCAAUGAAAAGAAAAUGGGAAGAAAAAUUGAAGAAGAUUGGAGAACGAGCAUCCCAGUAUGAAAAAAGACCACUGGGCUCAGUCUAUAGGCCCCGGCUGUCUAAGCCAGCGGACCCAUCCUCUGUAUGGAGGCUGUUUCAUCGUCAAGCUCAAGCUUUUAACUUUGUCAGAACCUGUAAAGAGGAUGUACAUGUAUUUGCUUUGGAACAUAAAGUGGCAGAUGGACAACGUAUAUACCUUGUAACAACUUAUUCUCAACUCUGGUUUUACUAUAAGUCCCGGAAAAAUCUCAUGCACUGCUAUGAAGUUAUUCCUGAAAAUGCUGUUUGCAAGCUUUAUUUUGAUUUGGAGUUUAGUAAACCUGCCAAUCCAGGAGCAGAUGGAAAAGAAAUGGUUGCACUCCUAAUUGAGCAUGUUUGUACGGCCCUUCAAGAGUUAUUCAAUGUUAAUUGUUCAGCAGAAGAUGUUCUCAACUUGGAUUCCAGCACUGAUGAAAAAUUUAGCCGACAUUUAAUAUUUCAGCUCCAUAAUGUUGCAUUUAAAAAUAAUAUCCAUGUUGGUAAUUUUGUUAGAAAAAUUUUGCAAUCUGUGAUUGUAUUAGAGGAUGGUAAAAUUAAUAACAAGAUACCAGAAAUACCAGGACACAUAAUUUCCUCUUCUUCAAAAACAAUAGUGAAACCAGAAACCUCUUUUACAAACGUAUCUGAAGAUAAAAAUACUGCGAAAAGCCAGCCGUUUAAUUCAUGUAAGGUAGAAGAUUUGGGGACAUCACAGCAAAAUGCACCAGAUCUUUCUUUUUUAAUUGUGAAGAAUAAAGGAGGAGAUGAUCACCUUUUUGUAGACAUGGGAGUUUAUACAAGAAAUAGAAACUUCCGGCUGUAUAAAUCAUCAAAACUGGGCAAAUGUGUGUCCUUGGAAGUAGCUGAAGAUAACAAAUUUUUUCCAAAACAAUCAAAGACUGUUUCUGAAGAAAACCAGUAUUUCCUUUCUUCUUUGGUCACCAACAUCAGAUUUUCAGACACUUUACGAAUCCUUACCUGUGAUGAACCUCUAAGUAAACAAAAAAGGACUGAAUGUUUUAACAGUGCCAGUACUAAAGUGGGUGUCAUUGAAGGCUUCCAGUGCUCACCAUACCCUGAAAUUGAUAACUUUGUUCUUUCUUUGGUGAAUAAGAAUGGCGUUAAGGGAGGAAUUCGGUGUUGGAACUACUUUUUCCCAGAAGAAUUACUUGUUUAUGAUAUUUCGAAGUAUCGCUGGUGUGGAAAUAUUAAAAGAGCCCACAAGAGUAAUAAUAUAAUGAUUCUGGUGGAUCUGAAAAAUGAGGUUUGGUAUCAAAAAUGUCAUGACCCUGUCUGCAGAGCAGAAAACUUCAAAUCAGAUUGUUUCCCAUUACCAACUGAAGUGUGCCUCUUAUAUCUGUUCAAAGAGGAUGAUGAAGACCACAUUUUGAAUGGAACCGAAACUAGGAACACUGGAACUGACCCAAAAUCCUCCAAUUCACAAGAAUUAUCUCCUAGUAUACUGACAGGAGGGGUGCCUUCAGACACAGACUGGGAUGACGGGAUUGAUGAUGCCUGGUUUCUGGAAGCUGUUGAAGAUGCUGAGUUAGCUGAAGCUGCAAAGAAGAGUCUGGCCAGUGACAGCCCCAUAGAGGAUGAGAUUCCGGAUGCACUUCUCAUAGAAGUGUUAGAAGAACAGAAAACAAAUAGGAGUAUAAUUUGACUUCAAAGAGCGGCUAAAGGUAAAAUUUAGAAAUUCACUGUUGUGAGCUGUCAUAGAGGAGAAUCAGGUAGACUUGGGCUCAAGUCCCAGCAUCUGUGUGCCAUACUGGCUGUGUGCCUGACCCUGGGCAACCCACGUAAGCUCCUUGGUACUAGAACAGGCAACUUUCUAGGACCAUCAGUUGCAGAGGAGGUGCUGACCUUACCUGAGAAUUAUCUAGCCUCUUGAAAUCACAGGUCUAGUCCAGAGCUUUAUAAACUGAUCAUUACAGUACCUAUUAUUGAAUUUUUUUUCUUUUUGAACAUUUUCUUAAUUAUUACUAGAAAUUCUAUUAAAUGCUGAUAUUUUAAUGGUCCUAUUAUAUAUCAUAACCUAUGAUCACUAAUACAGAUCUGACACUGUUCUAGACCCCUGUACUUGGAUGUCAUUCCAUGUCACAGACACAAGGGCCCCAGUAUGUGAAGUAUUAGUUAAACAAAAGCCCCAAGUUAAUAUUAACCUGCAUAAAGUAUGCCAACAAUACGGGUACAGUAGAGUCUGUCAGUCAAGAAUCCAGGCCACGAACAAACUUGCAAACCCUAGGCCCAUGAAGCUUACAAAGUCAGACACCACCUCCUCAGCCAAUCACAAUGCUCAGGGAGCUGAAGCAAAGGUAAGAAAUAAUUAAUUACUUUCCUCCCCACCGCUCUUGAGAAGCAAGGAAAACUGGGCAAAUAUCACUGAAAUUUCAGAAAUUAAGACUUUUCCCACAUAAAACAGAAAAGUUUUGGAGCCAGCUUUGGGACUGCCACCCCUAAGUAGAUCUGAGACUGCAUCUGAAACUAAGCUGGCUUCUUAAAUAGCUAGUGUCAGUCACUAAGCAUUUAUUAAACAUUGUACAUACAAAGAAAAGCAAAAACAUGGUCCCUGCCUUUGAGGAAC
Phascolarctos cinereus (koala) is the source of this 2901-nucleotide messenger RNA. It is a transcript of the gene PRIMPOL, whose product is annotated as primase and DNA directed polymerase. The record is from RefSeq and is a predicted model, not a curated record. Gene Ontology annotation, molecular function: chromatin binding; DNA-directed DNA polymerase activity. Gene Ontology annotation, cellular component: nucleus; mitochondrial matrix. Gene Ontology annotation, biological process: error-prone translesion synthesis; mitochondrial DNA replication; DNA replication, synthesis of primer. Lineage: Eukaryota; Metazoa; Chordata; Mammalia; Diprotodontia; Phascolarctidae.